Molecule: messenger RNA, 6168 nt
Organism: Tachysurus vachellii
Lineage: Eukaryota; Metazoa; Chordata; Actinopteri; Siluriformes; Bagridae
Gene: gan
Product: gigaxonin
Exons: 11
Coding region: 244-2064 (606 amino acids)
Biological process (GO): cytoskeleton organization; protein ubiquitination; regulation of cytokinesis
Cellular component (GO): Cul3-RING ubiquitin ligase complex
Molecular function (GO): ubiquitin-protein transferase activity; cullin family protein binding
Source: RefSeq, a predicted model, not a curated record
GAAGUCGCUUUGUUUACAUUAGUGUAGCUUUAGCGUUGACAGUCUCGGUGUGAAGAGUGAAUGAAAUCAUAGUUCUGGAAUUAGGUUCUAACAUGUAACUAUGACUCGUUAUAUUUAAAACACUACGUAAUAUACAAGAAUUGCUUCAUAAUCCAGAUUAUUUACUUAUGUUAUGCGGAGUCGGUGAUAUUUUAUAGCUAAUUUUCUUUCCCAGAAGCUUAGUGAGUUAGUUAGUUGUGGAAAAUGUCGAAAGCUGGGGCUGAUCCUGGGUCAGUUGUCUCGGAUCCACAACAUUCCCAAAAGCUUUUAAGAUCCCUGCGUUCCUUCAGAGAAGAUGGGAGUUUUCAGGACGCAGUUUUGGUCUUGGAAGGUGAAGAAAUCUCGGUGCAGAAAAAUAUCCUAGCAGCCGCGAGUCCUUACAUCAGGACCAAGCUAAAUUACAACCCGCCCAAAGAGGACGGAUCCACAUACAGAAUCGAGCUCCAGGGCAUUUCAAUGCCCAUCAUGAAGCAGAUCCUGGAUUACAUAUUCAGUGGAGAGAUCUCUCUGGGUGAGGACACAAUCCAGGAUGUGGUGCAGGCUGCUGACAUGCUGCUCCUCACUGACCUCAAGUCACUGUGCUGCCAGUUCCUGGAGAGCUGCAUCACAGCAGAGAACUGCAUCGGCAUCCGGCUUUUCUCCCUGCACUACUGCCUGCACCAUGUGCACCAUGUGGCUACAGAGUAUCUGCAGACACACUUCAGGGAUGUGGUGGACACCGAGGAGUUCCGUGAGCUGCCACCCGAGCGCCUGUGUGAGCUGUUGGCCAUGGAGAAACUAAACGUGGGUAACGAGAAGUACGUGCUGGAGGCCGUGGUGCGCUGGCUCGGCUCCGACAUCGAGGCUCGUCGGGUGCACAUGAAGGAGGUGAUGUCUGCAGUGUGGGUACAGGGUCUGGACCAGAGCUACCUGCAGGAGCAGAUGGUGGGAGAUCCGCUGAUGAGGGAGGUGAUCGGUGAGUGCUGUGUGGAGUCGUUAAGAGGCGCAGUGCAGCAAGGAGAGGCAUUGCUCGCUGCCUUCAAACCCCGGGGCUACUCCGAGUGCAUCGUCGUCGCAGGGGGUGAGGACCGGGCCACUCGGACACCAUCUGCGGUGACACGCUGCAUGUGUCCUCUUUAUGACCGGAACCGGCAGCUGUGGAUCGACCUGCAGCCCAUGAACGAGAGGCGAAUCGGUCACGGGUUGGUCACCGCCGAUGGCUGCCUUUUUGCGAUCGGAGGAAUGGAUGAAAACAAGACAGUGUUGAGUACUGGAGAGAAAUACGACCCAGAGAAUAACACCUGGACGCAUAUUCCCCCAAUGAACCAGGCGAGGCAGCACUUUUGUAUUGCUGAGAUGGAUGGAUUAAUCUAUGUGCUGGGUGGAGAGAAUGAAGACACUGAAGUCCUCCUCACCAUGGAAGUGUUUGACCCUCACAUUAAUAACUGGACAAUCCAGACCAGCAUGACUACUGUCCGAAAGUUCGGUUGCUGCGCUGCAAUGAAGAAGAAGCUGUAUGUCAUGGGAGGAGGGUCUUACGGGAAAAUUUUCGACUCUGUGGAAUGUUACGACCCCAAGACUCAACAAUGGACUACACUCUGCCCUCUAAAGGAGAGGAGGUUUGGUGCCGUGGCGUGUGGUGUAGGUCAGGAGCUCUACGUGUUUGGAGGAGUGAGGAGCAGAGAUGCAGACAACCCUGAAUCCAGCCAAAUGACCAUCUGCAAGUCUGAGUUCUUUCAUGAUGAGUUGAAAAGAUGGGUGCUGCUGGAUGAUCAGAACCUGUGCAUACACACCACGUCGUCAUUCGUAUAUGGAGCUGUUCCCAUUGGGGCCAGUAUAUAUGUGGUAGGAGAACUGGACACAGGCACCAGUUAUGACUACGUGCGAGAGUUUCGGCGCAGUACGGGCACAUGGCACUCGACUCGCCCCCUCCUGCCCUCGGACCUGUGUAAGACCGGCUGCUCUGCUCUCCGCAUCGCUAACUGUAAGCUGUUCCGGCUGCAGCUGAAACAAGGCCUGUUCCGGAUCCGAGUGCCAUCCGUAUAACAUGCACAUCCAUGACCACGUAGUCAUCGUCUUUCUGCUUGCUGAUCGGGUCUUUUUUUUUUUUUUAAAUGUUAAAAAAAAAAAAAAAAAAAAGCACAUGUUGGACUUGUGGAAUCUCUGGAUAUGAGGCGAGGAUGCCUUCAUUAGAGAGCUGUGUAGGGACAUUUCGUCCACUCCGUGUCAUUUCUUCUUAAGGGAACGUGUCUUUUUGUCUGUCUUUUCUUUCACUCUAAGGGAUUUGAAUGUCAUUUUGAUAUGAAGCAGCUGCUUAAAACUGUUUUUGAGAGGACCACAGGUUGCUACUGCCUUUUUACGCCAGCACUAACACAAACACCUUCGACAAAUAGAUCACGAUGAUGAGGCAGCUCGACUGCCUUUCUUCUUCUUCUUCUUUUUUUAUUUAAUAAUUUAUAAAUUGUCUUUCACUUGAAUAUACAGUUGAUGGGAACAGCUUUGGACUGUCAGGAGAAGAAUGAUGGGAACUCUGGUGUAUUUUUAGCCCGUAUUAAACACAGCUUUAGAUUUAGAUAAUAUGAGCUGUCGUGGCCGUGUGGUAUGAAAAUUAUUUGGGAGAAAGGGAUAGAAGUGUGCGUAUUUAACAACGUUGAGAACGUGUUUGUUUAGCGUUAUUAAGCUUUGGAGUUAAAAUUCCAUCUAAUACACUACAGUAGGGCUUCGUCUUGCUACUGUGCUUCUGUAUCAAAAACGGCAGUAGGAACUGUUUUUUUUCUGUAUUGAUAACAUCACACUCAAGGAUUCUCACUGACGUUUAAUCUUCGUGUGUGCGUAUGUGUGUUUUGAGGGUGACCUUUGAACUGGCUUUCCAGUCACAGCAGACCGUUUUGGCAUCCGGCGACCCCGUUUGUUGUGUUGCGCGUCACAGCUGCUGCCGUCUAUUCUAAUCGUUACAGAGUGGCUUUUAGUGAAACUUGUCAGCGCACACGACCUCCAGAUGAGAGAACCAGCUCAUGUAAAGCAGACACUCGGAUCUGCUUCGUUUUAGGUCGUCCUAAUAUAACGUUCAACGAUCAGACGUGCUACGUACACGACUACUUUGUGAUUUCGUUGCAUUAGCCUAAGACUAAACAUUUUUUACUACCAAAUUAAGAUCAAUUUGACUGUAUAUACAGUGUAAUAAUCACGUUUCAGGUACGAACAAUAACGCUGGAAGGUCCUGAUCAUGUUAUUUGUUGACUGCAUCAGUUUCAGAGAAUUUAUUUAUUAUACACUUCUGUUUUUAACCUGACCCUCUGAUCUCCAUACAAAACACAGCCAGACCCUUGAUUUGCGAUUUGCAGACUAUCUACUCGAUAGUACAUGCUGUAUUUUAUCGCCGUUCCUCCUGAUUAUUUAUGUUUUUCCUCCUCGCUAUGCAUGAUCAGUGAUAACGUCAAAUUUCUUGUUAGACAGCCUUGACCUUUGCUCUUAAAUUGUUAAAAAAUUGCUCGAUGCUUCCGCAGUCAGUCACUAGGUACGCCUCUCGACAAAGGUUUAUGUACUAACGUAACCCUAGGACGGCUGUACGCACCUUUGACAACACGGAUCACACCCAGCUCUUAAACAUACAGUGUGCAUGUGUAAACAUAGACUAUCAACACACACUACACAUUCCUUCAUGUGACAUAGAUUACAGUACACGCUGGACCCUUCAAUUAAAAUUUGUUAAGGACUGGUUAUAGAAAAUUCCUCAUCUGGAUAAGCAACUAACAUGAAAUGAAUGGUGACGCUUAGUGUAAAUAAAAUAAUGCAGCUCGGAGUAGGAGGUGGCUAUAUGUAGAAAAUACAUGAAGCCACUUCUGAUAAACUCUAUAUAUAUAUACACAUAUAUACACAUAUAUACAUAUACUGAAUAUAUUAAAAAACUACCAUCAAAACAAUAGUGUUGAAUAAAAGAAAUAAGAAAAAGAGUUUAUCUACAAAAUGAAUUACUUAAAACUGAAAAGAAGAAAAUUAGUACAUUUUUCAAUUUAUAUUUUACAAUUUAAAAUUUUAAAAAUUACAAUUUUAAAAAUUGUCUUAAAAACUUUUACAAUUUAAACCAGCAUAACACCAAAUCAGCUUCUAAUCAGAGCUUAUUAUUAAAUAAUGUUAUAAACAGACAUCAUGAUACCUACUGUGAAAUAAUUGAUCACAUAUCGUAUUGCUCAGCCCUACUUCGAAGCAUGUUUUGUUUUGUAGUAGCACGUCACGUUGCUAUGCUUUUCUUUUGACACCUUUAUUCUGAAGCCGAUGCAGAAAGAAUAAACGUCGAUUUCUUUCUUUUUUCAUUCCUCCGAAUGUAAAACAGAAUAUUUUUACAAGCCAUGAUGUCAGCAGCUCAUUAGACUAGAGAAGGAAAAUAAAUUGAAAAUCUGGUGAGAACUGGCACUGAACUGGCACCUUGAGUGAGGAGGUCUGGGGUGCAGUCAGCGUUUCAGUUCAUCCCAAAGUUGUUCAGUGGGGUUGAGUUCAAGGCUAUGUGAAGGACGUUCAAGUAAGAGCUUUGUGCACAGGGGCUUUGUCGUGCUGGAACAGGUUUGGGUCUCUUGGUUCCAGUAAAAAGCUAGAGCAGAUAUUCUCGCCAAUUUUAUGCUUUCACCUUUGUGCACGUAUGAGAAGAAGCAGCAUGUAUGGGUUCGAGGGUCAUGAGUCCAUAUACUUUUGGACACGUAGUAUAUGUAUUACAUUUACAUUUCUGCCACGUAUAUAAAGUGACUUACAUUUUUUAUUUCAAUUUAUACAACUGAGCAAUUGAGGGUUAAGGGCCUUGCUUAGGGGCCCAGCUGUGGCACUUUGGUGGAUUCGAACUCCCAACCUUCCGAACACCUUAACUUCUAGGCUACCACAUCCCCAUGUAUGUUACUGGAUAAACCACAGCAAAGGGUCUGCUACAGAAGCCAAGCUGGUUCAUGUAUAGAAACCUAGAGAUGCUAAACUACAAGGGUUUUUUUCUUACGUUAAUCAACUCCGCUAAAGUGUUUUUAGUACUCCGUUCAGUCUGUCACAGUAUUUUUCUCAAGCUGCAUCAGUACCAUGGUCCACAAAUUAACAAUCCUGGAUUACAUUAAAGUAACCCUCUUAUAGACCUUGGGGUAAGCCUAUUGAUAAUCUGUGAAUGAUGAUGAUGUAGAGAAGCACUGUUAUUUUUGCUCGUUCGUUUCAGUUAAAUCGGUGCACCAAUCCAAAUUGUAGUCUAAAGUCAGAGGUGCAUUUUCACACAGGACCUUGAGGAGGAGUCGCUUACCGUACCAAAUUGAUUCCAUCUUUCUUUUACACAUCGCAUCCCUGUUGAUGAUUUUUCUUGCACUUUGUGGAAGUGAGGAAAUGAGGAGGUACUACUGUAUUAUUAUUUUCAUUUUGACACAAAUGGUAAUAACGUGACUUCCAAAUAAAUCUCAGAAAAUCAUCAGAAAAAUCUUCUCACACAGAUGUAGUCAUUUGUUGUGAAAUGAUUAGAUAAGAGUGUUUGCGUGUGUGUGUGUAUUCUACAGAGACAGUUGGGAUUAACACAACAGGAUUACAGAAGAUGGUGACAUUAAUCAUUUAAACCAAAUUGCUCUCAUGGUGAGAGUUAAUUUAACAGUAGGUCUUGUGACUUGAGACAGUGACGAAGCUCAGAUUAGGGUGGAUCUGGCCUCUAGUGCCCUAUAUUAGGAGCUUGGGAAUUAUCCUCUACCGGCUGAGUGAAAAGCCGGCUGAGUGAAACCCUGAGCAGACUGGACAUGUCUACGUGUCUAUACUUAGAUGUGAAAACUAACCAAAUAACCUGUAAAUGAAUUUCACAGGUGCAGUCAAAGAGGUUUUGGCCUAUUUGAACAAAACCACGGUUUUAGACAUAUGCAAACUGAACAAAAUGUCAGCUAAAAUGCUAGUCUUUUUCACUUGUUUUUGUUGUUUGUUUUUUUUUUUAAAUUUGUGCCAAUUUGUCUUCCUGUUCUUCUUAUAAUAGUGAUGAUAAUAAUAUACUGUAUGUACAGAACAUAAUAUCCUAUACAGAGCUGUUUACAGGGUAACAUUCCCUUAAAAUUUUACCGUACAUACAUACAUACAUGCAUAAAUACACCAUGUAAUGAUAUAACACACAAAAUAAAGGCCUUCAUAUACAGUCUGUUGUUUCACACCUGA